GAGGUGCGGGUGUCGGUGCUGACGCUGCUGCAGCUGGUGGGGCUGGUGUGCAUCUUCCUGGCGCUCUGCCUGGACCUGGGAGCCGUGCUGAGCCCCGCGUGGGUCACGGCGGAGCACCAGUACUACCUGUCCCUGUGGGAGUCGUGCCGCAAGCCCGGCGCCCUGGACAGCUGGCUCUGCGAGUCGACGCUGCACAGCGAUUGGCAGAUUGCGACUCUUGCUCUGCUGCUGGGCGGCGCUUCCAUCAUCCUCAUCGCUUUCCUGGUGGGCUUGAUCUCCAUCUGCGUGGGCUCUCGGCGGCGCUUCUAUAGACCAGUUGCAGUCAUGCUCUUUGCUGCAGUUGUUCUUCAAGUGUGCAGCUUAGUCCUUUAUCCGAUCAAGUUCAUCGAAACAGUCAGCUUGAAAAUAUACCAUGAGUUCAACUGGGGCUAUGGCCUGGCGUGGGGUGCAACUAUAUUUUCAUUUGGGGGUGCCAUUCUUUAUUGCCUGAACCCUAAGAACUAUGAAGACUAUUACUAAAUGAUUUAAUGAAAAGUAACAAAAGGAUUCCCCUCUCUUUUCUAACUCACAGUUUUUUUUAGAACACUGCGGAGCACCAAACAGUCUCCUCUGUCGAUAAAAUAGCCUUGCCUUUUGGGUGUGAACACUAUAGCCAGCUUUUACAACCAUUUAAAAGAGCUGCGAACACUAGGAUUGCUGAUCUUACAUAGGCAGAUGCUGCAAGCCGCUGGUACAUAAGCUUCGUUUUUCCUGACAGCAAGCAAAGGAUCUACAUGACAGCAAUCAUUGUGAGAAUGAGAAAGCCAUGCCUGCAUCUGCCAUUGCCUUCAGGGGAGCAGCUGGUGUGAGCUCCAUUUAGAAGCUUCCCUCUAUCACAGAGGAUUCAAACGUUCGGAUAAGCAGGCAGUGGCAUCUUGUACAAUAGGCCGCAUUGGCCCCUUGUUCCUUGC
Tinamus guttatus (white-throated tinamou) is the source of this 950-nucleotide messenger RNA. The record is from RefSeq and is a predicted model, not a curated record. Lineage: Eukaryota; Metazoa; Chordata; Aves; Tinamiformes; Tinamidae.